Messenger RNA from Caenorhabditis sp. 36 PRJEB53466, 1074 nucleotides. NCBI's taxonomy places the organism in Eukaryota, Metazoa, Nematoda, Chromadorea, Rhabditida, Rhabditidae. The record is from the annotation of a GenBank genome assembly.
AUGGUAAGACCCCUUGGAAGAAAAAACAUCUCUCAGGACAUCCGUAAAGCCAUCGUCAUCGGCUUCAGAAGUGGAUGUUCCAAGGACGUGUUGGCGCAGCAGUUCACCUGCAGUAAACGCGCCAUUGAAAAAGUUUUGAAGCAAUUCCGGGAUGAGGUAAUAUUCAAAAAUAGUUUAUUUAUCGAGAAAAAUGUUUAGGGAGCCCUGAUGGAGCGAAAAUCGCCUGGAAGACCUCGCAUCACGUCGAAGAAUGUGGAUCGGAACAUUGUCCGAGCUUCAAGAGAAGAUCCCCAGAGGAGUUUUACCGAUAUUCAAAUGAUCGUAAAGUCUCCAAAUGAAGUCACGCCAUCCCUGAGAACCGUCAGAAGACGUCUCCAGCAUGCUGGGCUCCAUGGACGACGGCCAGCUAAGAAACCAUCGAUCAGCAAAAAAAAUAGGAUCGCCCGCGUUGCAUGAGCCAAAGCUCAUCUUCACUGGGGACGCCAGGAGUGGGCCAAUCACGUCUUCAGCGACGAAUCCAAGUUUAAUCUGUUCGGCACUGACGGUAUCAAGUGGAUUCGCCGUCCGGUUGGAUGUCGCUUCGAUCCCAGCUACCAGCUCCAAACCGUCAAGCAUGGAGGUGGUUCAGUGAUGGUGUGGGGAUGUUUCUCUGGGACUUCAAUCGGCCCCCUGAGAAGAAUUACGGGAAUCAUGGAUCGAUAUGUCUAUGAAGACAUCUUGGAAAAGACUAUGAGACCCUGGGCACGGUCUAAUGUGGGACAGGCGUUCGUAUUUCAGCAAGAUAACGAUCCCAAGCACACCUCGAAGCACAUCAAGGACUGGUUCCGACGCCGCCACGUGAAUCUUCUGGACUGGCCCAGUCAAUCUCCGGACUUGAAUCCGAUCGAGCACCUCUGGGAGCAUGUCGAGAGACAACUCAGAGGGAUCCGUGCAUCGAAUGCCAAUCAGAAAUUCGAUCAACUCCAGUCUGUCUGGCAGGCCAUUCCGAUGUCAGUGAUCCACACCCUUCUCGACUCCAUGCCGAAAAGAUGUCAGGCGGUCAUCGACGCCAAAGGCUACCCAACAAAGUAUUAA